Penicillium cinerascens is the source of this 1308-nucleotide messenger RNA. Its product is annotated as mitochondrial 37S ribosomal protein uS4m. The record is from RefSeq and is a predicted model, not a curated record. The coding region runs from base 1 to 1308 and encodes 435 amino acids. Gene Ontology annotation, biological process: positive regulation of translational fidelity. Gene Ontology annotation, molecular function: rRNA binding; structural constituent of ribosome. Gene Ontology annotation, cellular component: mitochondrial small ribosomal subunit. Lineage: Eukaryota; Fungi; Ascomycota; Eurotiomycetes; Eurotiales; Aspergillaceae. The transcript is spliced from 3 exons.
AUGCGGAACAGGGCCAGCACUUCCCUAGCCAAGGGGAAAAUCCGUCAAUCAUGGAGCAAGUACAACUUGUAUAACUUGCAACGAUUCCGCACGCCGGCAACUGCGAACCGCACAUUCUUCCAACAAAAAUGGACCGCAAAGGCUCUUUCCCGCGCUUACCACGGUGAGCAGGUCCGCGAGGGCCAGUGGAAGCGCAUGUUCUCGAAGCGGAUUCGCAGCGUCAUCCCCAUGAGCACCUCCGACCUGGCAGCAGAUGAUGGAUCCAAGACAUCAGCCGGUCGUGGUUCCGGACUUGAGAAGCGUGGCAGGGACUCGGUGACUGCACGUCUCACACCCUACACUCAGAUGGCAUUCGCUCCCCUGGAGCGCCGAUUGGAUGUUGCGAUCUUCCGUUCUCUGUUCGCCAGCAGCACUCGUCAGGCACGACAGUUUGUGAUUCACGGUGCAGUUACAGUUAAUGGACACAAGAUGAGACACCCUAGUUAUCUCCUUAACCCCGGUGACCUCUUCCAAGUCGACCCCGAGCGUGUGAUGUUUGCAACCGGUGCCCCAAAGACCAAGUUCGAGCGACGUGAGACCCGCCAACUCAAGCAGAAGGAGGAAGAGACCGAGGGCGAGACGGAACAGGCCAAAUCGGAGGGUGCCGAGGCGAAGGAGGAUAAGGUGGAGAAUGCCAAAGAUACCCUCAAGGCCUUGAUGGCUCAGGCCAAGACCAUCAUGUCGAAAGACAAGGAUGUCCUCCCAGCCAAGCGCAAGCAGGAGCUGCGCGGGUUCCAGAAGGCAGUGCGCCGUGUUCUGUCCCGUUCCGAAACCAGCACAGUCCUCACCGACAACUUGGAAUCUCAGUUUUCAGAACUGACUCUGCUGCUGAAGGCCAAACGUGCUGAGAAGAAGCCCAAGGAGUCAAAGAAGGAUAAGAAGGACUCGACCGAGGAGACUGCAGUGGCCGAGGAAUCAGAAGGUGCCAGCGACAAGCUCUCCGAGGCAUUCAAGUCUGCCGCCGAGGGCGGCGAGGUCGACACCUCCGAGCUCUCCGACGAAGAAUUCGACGUCCUCAAGCGCGCUCUCACCCAGAUGCGCGACAACCCCAUCGACAACACCAAGUCCUACGCCACACCUUGGCGCCCGCGCGAUUACAUGUCCGCCUUCUCGUUCAUCCCGCGCUACCUCGAAGUCAACCAGAACAUCUGUGCCGCCGUGUACCUACGCCACCCCGUGGCCCGGCCCGGUUCCGCUGAAGUGCCCACGCCCUUCGGUGAGGCAGUCAGCACCCCGGCUUACGGCUGGUACCUGAAGAGACGGUGGUAG